UUCUAUGGUUUUAUCAAUAAACAAAUGUCAUCAGGGUUUAUCUAUUUAUUGCGUGUGCUAAGGCAAUUUCUUUACAUUAAUCGUGUAACCGGUAGAUUACAAAUCUUAUAUUUAUUCUAACUUUAAUUUUUAAAUAAAUGGAGAUUAGAAUUGAAUCUAAAAAUGUGUUAUAACCUAUACAAUGACUACAAGAAAGCGCAGUGGUUCUGGUUCAAAAAGACAGUUAAAGGAAAAAGUUGUGCAGAUCUACGAGUUAUUUUUUCGGGGAGACGACUUAUCAAAGAAUAAUCCAUCAUUUUGGGACGAAUUCUUUUUACUUAAACCGAAAGUAGCGUAUCUCGAAAGUGAGAUACAAAAAUUAACACCGGAUCAAUUAGGUGUUGUUCGAGACAACUUUAAUUUAUUAUUCUGCCAAUGUAUAGAUACACUAAAUCAUGAUCAUAAUAUACGAGUUGUUUAUGCCAUGCAAACACUGUGUGGUUUGGUUUCGUCAGUUUAUAAAAAGGCAACCGCCGAAAGUGGAUUUGAUGUUAUCCACUUACUUAUGGGCUUCCAAGUUGCAGAAGAAAAAAUGCAACAAUUGUUAAACUUUUGUAAUGCCUUUCUAUCAGGUGAUUCCCCGGAAAGUUUGAAAAGGCUGUGCCUGAAGUUGUUAUUAGUAUUUGCCACAGGAACUGAAAAUGUGAGCCAAAAUACGCUACUUGAGUAUGUUAUGUUUACGUCAAUGUUUGAGUGUUUGGUGCAACUGUUAUGUGAUACUCAGUCUCGACAGAUACACGGACACGAUGUUGUUAUUUUACUUACGCUUUUAGUCAACUACAGAAAAUAUGACUCUUCCAAUCCCUAUAUUGUAAAGUUAUCGAUAUUAGAUGACGAAUUAGCAUUAAAUGGAUAUGGCCAAGUUAUUACAGCCGCUUUAAUGGAGUUUUGUCGACAAUUCAAUUUGCAACAUUUGGAGGCACAGAAUGCAUCUUGGUUAUCUUCAUUAACGAACAUGGUUGGGAACAUGUUCAUAUCAGAAGAGGGUGGAGUGCGAACUCAACAGAUUAGGGCGAAUAACGCGUUAUUAUUGGCAUUUUAUGAAGCAAUACAUUUGAAUAGAAAUUUUAUUACAACUUUAGCUCAAAUACAAACGGAUACGAGUUCACCACCAUCUCCAAUUAAUACUUUGAAUGCGUCUCAACCAGUGCCUGACCUUUCUUCUAUUCUGGACAUUAUGGCCCAACCUUCAAAUCUACUGGUUACAUUUUUUCAGUAUUGCUCAAUUGUGAUGCAAGAUACUAAAACGGAAGCUGGUGCCAAUACAGUGAAGUUGUGUCUUCUAAUAUUGAGCUGCAUUGCCGAGGACCAAUACGCAAAUUCAAUUAUGCAUGAUAUUAGUCUUACGUUUAAAGUGCACUUGCAUAAAUUGCCUAUGCGACAUAGAAAACCAUCUACCGAUCGCACUACAUCAUCACAACCAUUAGCUUCAACCUUACUAGAUUUACUUGUGGAAUUUGUUAUGAGUCAUAUGAUGAAGAAACUGCCCAUGGAGCUGUAUCUGUUAUGCCUAGGUGUAAUCCAUCGGAUAUUGUGUUAUCAAAAAAAGUGCCGAAUAAGAAUUAAUUAUCCUUGGAAGGACUUGUGGGCAGCAUUAAUCACUCUCUUACGUUUCCUUGUUCAGCAUGAGAGCAAUCUUUCCAAAAAAAUGAAUAUAUUUGAUUUAUCGUUGCAAGUGACGAACAUUUUCAAUUUAUUUAUUACAUACGGAGAUACAUUUUUACCGACACCUGGUAGUUACGAUGAGUUAUAUUACGAAAUAAUUCGUAUGCACCAGGUGUUUGAUAAUGUGUACUCCAUGGGCUUGAGAUAUGCAACGGGCGAUGGAGAGUUUAAAGACAAUGCCCAGAAAUUAAAUAAUAAUUUGAUAAACAUUCGCGCAAUCAUAAAACAUUUUUCGCCAAAAAUUGAACAAUGGUUAACUUCACAAAGCUUAUCAACUCCGACUGAAGAUCAAAUUUUAGAUGUCGUUAAGAAAAAUUAUGAUAGUCUGACCCUCAAACUUCAAGAUUCUUUGGACCAAUAUGAUAGAUACUCCGAGAAGCCUAAGCAUACAACGUUUUUCAUUAGCAUGUUACGAACUGUUGUAAAUGACACCCGAUUAAAUAUUGAUUUUGCAUCUGUAAAUCUUAAUCUUAUAUUGCAAGAUUUUUCCUCGAUAUCGUGAAUGAAAUUAAUUCCUAGAUGUAAAUUUAAAUUUGUAUACCUAAUUUAGUUUUUGCGGAAUUAUUAUUACAUGAGAGCUUUAAUUUUCAUAAUAAAUAUAUCAUGUAUUUAGAGAUAAA
Photinus pyralis (common eastern firefly) is the source of this 2324-nucleotide messenger RNA. RefSeq names its product armadillo-like helical domain-containing protein 3. Gene Ontology annotation, biological process: regulation of Golgi organization. The transcript is spliced from 4 exons. Bases 182 to 2206 code for a protein of 674 amino acids. Gene Ontology annotation, cellular component: cytosol. The record is from RefSeq and is a predicted model, not a curated record. Lineage: Eukaryota; Metazoa; Arthropoda; Insecta; Coleoptera; Lampyridae.